Messenger RNA from Gymnogyps californianus (California condor), 1691 nucleotides. Its product is annotated as polyadenylate-binding protein-interacting protein 1-like. Gene Ontology annotation, biological process: regulation of translational initiation. The transcript has 11 exons. The coding region runs from base 45 to 1454 and encodes 469 amino acids. NCBI's taxonomy places the organism in Eukaryota, Metazoa, Chordata, Aves, Accipitriformes, Cathartidae. Gene Ontology annotation, molecular function: protein binding; RNA binding; translation activator activity. The record is from RefSeq and is a predicted model, not a curated record.
CGGUGGCUCCUUCUCAUGAGUGCCUGAGCCACCCCGGCCCGAGCAUGUCGGAUAGUUUUGACCGAGCUCCAGGUGCUGGCCGGGGCCGGGGUCGAGGAGGCGCUGCUCCCCUCAGCGGCGCGGGCGCGUUGGAGAGCGGCGGCGGGGCCUGCCUCGGGGGCAGCGGCUCCCACAGCUCAGGCUCGGCUGAGCAGCAGCACAAAACGGGCGGCCUUUUCCCGCAGCAGGAACCGUUGCGGCCUCCGAAGACAGCGCCGCUGGGCACCGGAAACGCAGAACACCUGCAACAGGCAAGAAUUCCAUCUGGAUCACAAGAUAAAGUUUCAGUUCCUGGUUCUGGACCGGAAAUGGCUGAACCUCAGGUGGCUGUGGCUCCUGUGGUAAUGUCAAAGUUGUCUGUUAAAGCACCUGAGUUUUAUCCAUCAGGAUACAAUCAGAACUUCGCAGAUUCUUCCUUUGAAGAUGGAUAUGAUGGCUAUCUGACUUUGGCAGAAUAUGUACAAGACUUCCUAAAUCACCUCACCGAGCAACCAGGUUGUUUUGAAACUGAAAUAGAGCAGUUUGCCGAAACACUGAAUGGCUGGGUCGCUGCAGAUGAAACUUUGCAAGAACUUGUUGAACUCGUAUAUCAGCAGGCCACAUCUGUCCCAAAUUUUUCCUACAUGGGAGCGCGGUUGUGUAACUAUCUAUCUCACCAUCUAACCAUUAGUCCACAAAGUGGGAACUUCCGACAGUUGUUACUUCAAAGGUGUCGAACAGAGUAUGAAAACAGAGAUGAAGCUGCCAAAGGAGAUGAGACUACUCGAAAACAAUUUCAUGCCUUUGUGUUGUUCUUAGCUGAACUUUACCUUAACCUAGAGAUUAAAGGAACAAAGGGACAGGUAACGCGAGCAGAAAUUCUUCAAGAAGGCCUUCGGGAAUUACUAAAUGCGCUCUUCUCUAAUCCUGUGGAUAAUAAUUUGAUGUGUGCAGUGAAGCUGCUGAAGUUGACAGGCUCAGUUUUAGAAGAUGCCUGGAAAGAAAAAGGAAAGAAUGAUAUGGAGGAAAUGAUUCAGAGAAUUGAAAAUGUUGUGUUGGAUGCAAACUGUAGCAGAGAUGUAAAGCAUAUGCUUCUGAAACUAGUAGAACUACGAUCAAGUGACUGGGGUAGAGUUCAUGGAACUUCUCCACAUACAGAAGCUACCCCUGAAAAUGACCCAAACUAUUUUAUGAACGAACCAACAUUUUACACUUCUGAUGGUGUUCCUUUCACUGCAGCAGAUCCAGAUUACCAAGAAAAAUACCAAGAGCUGCUUGAAAGAGAGGAUUUGUUCCCAGAUUAUGAAGAAAAUGGAACAGAUUUAUCAGGACCUGGAGAUCAGUAUUUUGAUGACCUUGAUGACAAGAUGGAUCCAGAAAUUGAAGAAGCAUAUGAAAAAUUCUGUCUAGAAUCAGAACAUAAGAGAAAACAGUGAGAUAUUGCACAUUAAUGUUAGUUUAUUAAACCAGUUUAGGUAUGGUUAGAAUAUAGGGGGACAUAAAACAUUUGUACCAAAAUAAGGAAGUUUAGUUUCUCCAAGUACUAAAGUUAUACAAUUUCCAUUUUGUUAAACAGAAUCUGCCAAAAAUUGUAAACUUAUGCCCUGUAACUUAAAAUGUUGUGUAUAUAUCAUAGUUUAUUUUAUGGACAGGUAUAUGAACAAUGUUUUGGC